Messenger RNA from Nomascus leucogenys (northern white-cheeked gibbon), 3123 nucleotides. RefSeq names its product steroid receptor RNA activator 1 (gene SRA1). NCBI's taxonomy places the organism in Eukaryota, Metazoa, Chordata, Mammalia, Primates, Hylobatidae. The record is from RefSeq and is a predicted model, not a curated record. Gene Ontology annotation, cellular component: nucleus. Gene Ontology annotation, biological process: regulation of transcription by RNA polymerase II.
GGGUGGGAUUGCCCUGCAGCUGCUCUCCACUGUUUACUGGGGAUCCGGGUCAGCAGCCUCUUCAGAGAUCACAAACCUGGGCUGAUUCUGGUUCAUUAAUGUUUUGGCCCUCAUGUUGUUUUUAGUAAGUUUUAAUUAGUUGCCAAUAUUUAAAGGCCAGGACAUUUCACAUAAUAAUCGCUAUUCUUGUUUUUCUUAAAAUAUCAAGAGCUCUGGCACUCAGUUCACACGUGUAAAUGUCAGCAUGCAGCCAGAGUUGUGCAGAAGCUGUGCCCUAAAGAGUUGGCAUUGUUCCUGUUUGUCUCAUUUAGGUUUAUUUUCUGGCAUCUGUGGGCAUUUGAGUGUGGGUUGCUUACACUUUGUUAGUUCAGUUUGCUCAUUCAUUCAACAAAUAAGGGUGCCUACGGGGUCCCAGGCACCAUAGUUGACCCUGAGAAUUUAGUGCCGUGGACGGCCCAGCCCUUGCCUUCACAAAACACUUAGGAUAGAGCCAAGAUAGACCAGAAAUAAGUUGUACACGACUGGUUGAUGGAAGAGGUGGCCCCUUUAGGGGUCAGGAAGGCUACCUGUAAGAGGUGAUAGAAAACCGACAGCCCAAGAGGGAAGUUAGCCAGGUGAAGGGGAGUGGGGCAGGUGUACCAAGCACAGGGAACCUUAGCUGUGAAGGUGAGAGAUAUUAGUGGAUGAGAGUAUCUGAAAGAAUCUAGUGUAUCUGGCAUGCAAGGGUGAUGCAAUGACAGAUGAGAUCAGAGAGAAUGACAGAAGCCAGGUUUGGGGGACCUCAUAGGUCAGGGUGAUGAGUUUAUCUGGAGGCACUAGGAAGCAUUGAAGCCCGACAGUGAAGUCAGGGUUACGGAUUAGGAUGACCACUUAAGCUAUAGUAUGGGUAAAAGAUUUGGAGGACAUAAUAGCAGGUAGGAAGGCCAAUUAGGACACCUUUGAGCUGUUCAGAUGAGAUGACUGGGAAAAGUUGCAUUGGGGCUGGGGUUUGAGUUGUACACCCUUACCCUUGACUAGGGAAUCCGCUUUGCCAGGGACUAGUCCCCACCAGUGAGAGAUGGAAAAGAGGCAACAUAGUGGUACAUGUAAUUAAGAGUUUAGGCUCUGCAAUCAGAGAGAACUAGGUUUGAAUGCCAUUUCUGCCUUUCUCUGGCUGUGUGACCUUGGGCAAGUCAUAUACUCUCUGAAUCUCAAUUUCCUCAUUUGCAGAACAGGGAUAAUAACCCCUCAUAAAUAACUGAAUUAUACAAAGCACUUAGCCGUGUCCAGCCCACCCUCCUUAAGUGUCUGAUACAUGUUUUAUGAUUUUGUUAUUGAGCUACCUGGGAAUGCUCUAGAAACUCCACAUGUGGCCGACUACCAACCUUGUUAUCAGACAGAAGCUUUGGCCAGUUCCCUGUCCUGCAGAAGCUUUCAGGGAGUCUAGAGGCAGAAAGUAGCUGGAUCCUCACAUUCCCCUUCUCCCUAGGUUCAGUACCAGAAGUGUCUUGUGGCCUCUGCAGCUCGAGGCAAGGCCUGGGGUGCCCAGGCCCGUGCCCGCCUGCGGCUCAAGCGGACCAGCUCCAUGGAUUCCCCAGGAGGUCCCCUGCCCCUCCCCCUGCUCAAAGGAGGGGUUGGUGGUGCAGGGGCAACCCCUCGAAAGCGGGGUGUCUUCUCUUUUCUUGAUGCCUUCCGGCUGAAACCCUCUCUGCUCCAUAUGCCCUAAACUUUUCUGGGAAGGCUGGGGAAGGAGGCUCUGGGUCCAUGCCUAACUCUAUACCGUUUUAUUCCUCAAGGCCUAUAGCCUGUCACCCUUUGAAGCCUUCUCUGCCUGUCCCUCUGAUCCUUGUCCACCGUCUAUUUAUUGCCCAAUUUAUUAUUUAUACGGAUGACUAGGAGGCACUGCACCACAACGUAGGACCCUGGCUCCCCUUUCCUUGGGUCCUUGUGUUCCUUGCCCCUGUCCAACCCUGGACAGUUGGCUCUACCUCAGUAACACUUUAUAGCAAAAUCAGUGCAAAUAAAAAUCCCUCAGUGACCUCACUGGAUGGCCCUGAUGGUUCAUUAGAUGGAGUCUUCGAGUCUUAGGGAGUUGCCGCAGGGUCCCCACAGCGGCUCCCGACGGUUGUGAAUGAACAUCCAUUCUCCAGAGCUUCCGGCAACCUGCCUGGCCCUGGACGCGUCUCAACUGGCCCGCGUGAGCGGCCGCCCCGGAAAUGACGCGUUGCCCCGCUGGCCAAGCGGAAGUGGAGAUGGCGGAGCUGUACGUGAAGCCGGGCAACAAGGAGCGCGGCUGGAACGACCCGCCGCAGUUCUCAUACGGGCUGCAGACCCAGGCCGGCGGACCCAGGCGCUCGCUGCUUACCAAGAGGGUCGCCGCACCCCAGGAUGGAUCCCCCAGAGUCCCCGCAUCAGAGACUUCUCCUGGGCCUCCCCCAAUGGGGCCUCCACCUCCUUCAAGUAAGGCUCCCAGGUCCCCACCUGUGGGGAGUGGUCCUGCCUCUGGUGUGCAGCCCACAAGUUUCCCAGUCGAGUCUGAGGCUGUGAUGGAGGAUGUGCUGAGACCUUUGGAACAGGCAUUGGAAGACUGCCGUGGCCACAUAAGGAAGCAGGUAUGUGAUGACAUCAGCCGACGCCUGGCACUGCUGCAGGAACAGUGGGCUGGAGGAAAGUUGUCAAUACCUGUAAAGAAGAGAAUGGCUCUACUGGUGCAAGAGCUUUCAAGCCACCGGUGGGAUGCAGCAGAUGACAUCCACCGCUCCCUCAUGGUUGACCAUGUGACUGAGGUCAGUCAGUGGAUGGUAGGAGUUAAAAGAUUAAUUGCGGAAAAGAGGAGUCUGUUUUCAGAGGAGGCAGCCAAUGAAGAGAAAUCUGCAGCCACAGCUGAGAAGAACCAGACCAUACCAGGCUUCCAGCAGGCUCCAUAAUCCUCGGUUCCCCAGACUCACCGGACACCAUCUCCUAUGCCUUGGAGGCCUUCUCUCACUUGGCUCCCUUCUUACCACCACCAAGACUGUCCCACUGGGCCUGACCCACCUAUGAGGGAAGAAGUCCCACCUGGGCCAGAGGGAGUUCAUGUGUUACUCAUAACAUUGCAUUUCAAUAAAAACAUCUCUGUGAUGGGCCUUGGGUAGGAGAGAUGAA